GGAUUACUGCAUUCCUCGAUGAAGCUGCUUCCAUGGGCAUUUGUUCGCUAGCAAAGAACAGUGGUUCCCCUUGUAAGGAAAGGACCAACAGAUUUUAUUUCAAUAAAGAAACAGGAAAAUGCGAGGAAUUCGUAUACGGCGGUUGCAAAGGAAACUCCAACAACUUUGAGACUUAUGAAGAGUGUGACGCCUUGUGUGGAGAGUGUACCCUACACAGURAACCGGGUCCUUGCGAAGCGGCUCUUCACAGGUUUUUCUACAACAAGAAUACAGGUUUCUGCGAGCURUUUACUUAUGGUGGCUGCCAUGGGAAUAGAAACAACUUUAAAAGCCUUGAAGAGUGCGAAAAACGCUGCAAAGGAACGCUUUGUUUCCUUCCAAAAGACYCAGGAUCAUGUGACGGAUAUAUCCCUAGUUAUUAUUACGAUCCAAAAAYCAAAUCAUGCCAGAAAUUCAUAUAUGGAGGUUGCGAAGGCAACGCUAACAAUUUUCAAACUAGGGAACGMUGUGAAAAGGAGUGUAACGUAGGAKAUGACAAUUAUUAUGCAUGACGUCAUCAGAUACUAUUUUACCAGAAUGCUCUGCAAAGUAGUCAGUUCCAAAUGAAUUGUUUUACUAUUUUGUAACAAUAACAAAGGUAUCAUCCACAAUAAAAGUGAAUUCUGGUA
This is a messenger RNA of Exaiptasia diaphana, 668 nucleotides long. RefSeq names its product carboxypeptidase inhibitor SmCI. The coding region runs from base 33 to 551 and encodes 172 amino acids. The record is from RefSeq and is a predicted model, not a curated record. Gene Ontology annotation, molecular function: serine-type endopeptidase inhibitor activity. Lineage: Eukaryota; Metazoa; Cnidaria; Anthozoa; Actiniaria; Aiptasiidae. The transcript is spliced from 3 exons.